AAAAAAUUCAGUCGAGGGACAGAAUAGGAUGAAACGAGUUUGUCUCUGUUCUCUGUUGCAGGAAAGCAUGCAGAAAGACGGGCCUGUCAGAGGGGUGAGAGAGAGCCGGAAGUGUACGGAGUCACGGGUCCAGGAGACCGUGAUGAGCCUAAUGAUAACUAGCUCUUUACUCCUAAUUAUAAUAGGCACGAUUUUUUCAGGGUUAGAGAUAAAAACUCAAAGCAUGGAAGAAACCCGGCAUGUCUGUAAACAUGUCGAGAUAACGGAAGAUUGGGUAUGUCCAAAUCAGGAAAUAACUGUGAAAAAUAAAACCUACAAUAGUAGUGAUUUUGAAGCAAUGGUAAAGUCGUAUAUUAGAAAUAUAGACGACAGAUUUUGGGUAUGUAAUCAUUCUAACCCAAUAGCUUUAUUUAUACCAUCGAAAUAUAAUGGUCUAAUGAAUAAUAAAGUAAAAUUUAAAUGGGAUAGUCUUAUAGUUAUAAAUGAAUCCCAUGUAAGACUGAUUGGGCUUGAAAUCCUAAAUAAAAAUCAGACAGUAUGGACUAAUGAAAGUAGCCUAAGCGUCUGGAAUUUGGAAUUAGGAGUUGAAUUAAGCAAAUCAGUAGGACAUUGUUGGCAGAAUUUGACAAAUGCUAAACAAUGGAUAAUGACCGACUCCAUUUCUGCACCCAGAAAUGAUAAAAUACUUAGAGGCCUACAUGGCGGCCGAAUCAGUAAAGUUGGGUUAUUAUCGGAAACAGGCAAUGAGACGUCUAGGAAUCGCAGAUUAACAAAUUGGUUAAUGGCGGGAGCUAAAGGACAUGUGACUUAUUGGCCUGAUGGUUUGAAUAGUACUCACCUAAUAUUAGGUGUUUAUAAAGAAAAACCAGUAAUUCCUUAUGAGGAAAUAGAUUGGGUAACAUGUAAACAACAUCAAACCCAAGGUAAAUAUUGUGAUAGCGAGAAGGCAUGUAUUCAUAAAUUGGGUAUGAGACCUUUUAGCUCUAACGGGGCUAAAUUUCUCAUCCGGAAAUAUGGUGGAUUGAAACCAGAUUCAUGGGCAUCCCUUUUCCAACACAAUAUGGUAAAAUAUUGUACGGAUUUGACUAAAGCAGAAUACUGGUAUUGCUAUAUAACCGGUCAGUCACUUUAUGAUCAAAAUCUAAUGGAUCAAUAUGAAAGCGAAAUAUUUGACAAGUGGAAAGCUUAUGUCAGAUAUAUGGGCAUUCGAGAAGAAAGAGUCUUAAAUGAAACCUGUGAAACAAUAAAAUGUUUUAUAGACAGUCAUUGGAUCGACAAUCGAGGAAUACAUCCGUUAAUGUUAGAUAGUAGUCACGGUGUACCUGAAUCAGUGGCUAAUAAGAGUGGCUUAACGGACUUUAUUAAAUCGAUUCCAGAUCAACAAUAUAGAAUGGCCCUAGCUUUGUAUGUAUACAAAUGGGAUAUGCUCACGCGCGCAGAAUAUAAAACUAGACCAAGCCCGGUUCAUAUGGGACUGGUAGAUAGCGUGCACGGCCUAUGGCAUAAUAAGUUCUAUAUUAAAUUUGAUUUUAGCCAUAAACUCAUGGGAGCUUAUCGGCAUCAAUUUAAUAAAUUGAGGUUUUUUCAUCCAAAUUUUAGGAAAACCAUUUAUACCAGAAACUUAGUUGAUGUUUCCUAUGAAAAUAGAACUCAUGAUUACUGGAAAGGUGGAGCUACCUUAAACAUGGGUUUUAGUGGGUUUAAAUGCAAUUUAUAUGAAAACAGUGGAUUAAACAACAGUGCAAGCCUCAUAGGAGCUGAAUUGCAAGAAUGUGAUCCAGAUAUAUUUAAUAAUUGGACUUAUAAAUAUAUACCGCCUUAUGCUCGUAAGGAGACGAGAUAAGAUUGUUUAAGGGAGAGAAUAGUUUCUGCUCCUGGGAAAAUUAUUCCAUCAUAACGGAAAAAAUUAGGGAUAGGUGUGACAAAAUUAAUUGCUCCAUUCCUUGGCAUGCAAUCUUUGUGUCAGCACUUCCCAUAGUUGCAAAAUAUGAAAACCAGGUUAAAAAACACUGUGCGAUUAUAGGGCUUGAAAAUUUUCAUGUUAAAAGAAAAUUAACAGAAUUAGUUGAUGAUUACAUAGAGGGGACGAGCUUGGGUCCAAAUUGGCACUUUAUGCACAAUUGGAUCUCAGCCUUAGACAUUGUCAUAGAUGAUGUCCCAAUAAUUGUCAAAAUUAGAAAGACCUUGUUAAAUGCAGGAGUGAUAAUUAGCUUGGGUGCUGGAACAGCAGUUGAAAUUAUUAAAAGAACCGUGAUCGGAUACUGGAAGUGGAUCAAGUUAAUUUUGAUCAUUAUGGGAUGCAUUGUGGUUAUUGUGCUUCUUAUUAGCGUAUCCCUUAAGACAGCACAGCUAUGUGGUGUUCUGAGCAGUGUCUGCGGGGUCAGGCGUUAUGCUCGCCUAAGGUCAAGGGUCCCAGAGUAGAGUAAAAAACAAGUCAUGGACUGUAUUUAAAGGCUGCAGUCAUAACAGUCUAAACGAACAUUUAGUGGAAGAGACUGACUUGAUUGCUCAUCUCCAAAACCUCUGAAAUUGGAAGAAAAUGGCAUCUAUGAAUGGAAAUUACGGGAAUGCUGAUAACAUUGUGUCGGGAACAAACCUUGCUCAGGUAAAUAAAUUCUAAUCAUUUUAAAUUGUGAAGAAAUAAUUUAUUAUGAUGACCCAGUAAUAUGGGAAUAGAAUGAGAGAAAUAACAGUUAUGAUUGUUUUAAUAGUCUUGCCACUGUUUAAUCAAUCAUAACAAGAUGUCAGACACAUCUGGGUACGAGAUACAGUGUUAUCAGUAGGGUAAUUUUUGGGUUUUUGUGGUUUUUUAUGAUUUUUGAAAAGGAUUGAAUUUUAUUUGAACUUUUCAAAAUGAAUGUAUAUUAAACCAAGGACCAACUGUUUUCAUUUGUGUAAUCUAUAAUAAUUGCGUAACAAUGUUAAAGCAAUUGUGGGUGAAGAAUGAAACAACAGAGAUGUAAUUGUUAUAGUUAUGACAUUUGGGUAAUUAUGACAUAUUGAUCUUUUUAGAUUUCGAGAGGGGGAAGAGCAAGUGACGACAACCUGGCCUGUACCCAUAGUACAAGAAUGUGCAAAAUUUAUUACCACAACAAUGGAAGAGAAUUUCAGUGUUGUAUGAACUGUUUUGUGACCACUGAUAAAAACUUUAACACGAUUCAUUAUAUUCUCUGUUGGAAUGAAGGCCAAUUACAGCCGUUGUUAUCAAAAUUAAUAACUGCCAGAGGGCAAUUAAUUUUACCAUGGGCUCCCGUGGUUACACAUAGAAUGAAUCGGCGUAGCAAGUUCUUUGUUCGGCCUUAUUGGGUAAAUGGAGAAAUCCAGAUGGGCUUAGUAGUUAGUAAUGGCACCAUACAUAUCCAACCCACAGGAACAAGUUCUGGUGUGGAUGGAUGGCCGGUGGGAGAGUACCAAGACGGAGGAAAUCCUAUGGCGCAACGGGGUGAUACUUCGACUAACGAACGCCCAGAUCUGGAGUUUACCAGAGACCUCGCGGCCUUUCUCGCAGACGAAAAGAAUUGGCCGGCGUCUCUUGGCCGCAAUGGGGCGAAGUAACUUGCUAACCGUGCAGUUAUUUUACCGUAAGAGAGAAAAGUUAUUCAAUCUUUGGUUAAUUGGCACGGAUGGAUGGGCCGUUCAACUCCAACAGUGUAUAUAUAAAUCGAGUGUGUUAGAUGAAUUGGAUAAUGAUUAUUUUGUGUCUCAACUACACAUGGCAAGAGGGGAUGUAAUGGCUGGUUCUAAUGAAACGACUAGUGCCAUGAUUAACGUGAGACCACAAAAAUAUAAGCGUAAACCUUUCCUAUAUUCUGAAAUCCCCAUACUCCAGAGUUCAACAGUAUCUGAUGCAGCUAAGUGUAAGCGUAAAGCACGGCGUGACCAGAAGAAGGCUCGGAAGACAAGUGAAUGGAAAGGGAGGGGGACCGCUCCUCUCUGCAGCUCAAGGCACACUGCUUCUGACCCCUUACCCUCUGAAUGCUCUCGCCUCUCGCAGCUGCAGCUAACUUUGGAAAGCGACAUUACAAGUGCACACGGGGAAACCCACUAAGAAUGUGUAUCAGGAUUUGCAUCUGAUAAUGCUACAUGGAAUGUUGAAGAAUGCUUUUAACCUGUCAACUGUAUGCAUUCAGAUGUUUGUGUGUGUUGAUUAAUGUACUAAUAUGUGCAUAUGGAACAGCUAUACCUUUGUUCUCAUAUGACAUGCCCUAUAAAUUUUGUUAAUCCCUGAAAUUCUUAACUGAAUGGUUAGACCACAGUAUACAGUUGGUCCUUAGAAAUUUAUAGCUAGUAAUUUGAUGUAUUAGGUAGAAUGCACCUUGGUGUGCGGAUACUUGUGUUGUAUGUGUCAAGUCCUCACUGAUAUAUGAGGUGAAGGUAUGUGCCUGACCUGGUUUUGUGAGUAUAAAAGCUGAGCAUUUUCUGACCAGCUUUGCGCUUCCUGACUUCUGUUCAUUGAGGUUGGUUGCCCUUUGUCUCUAACGAGAGGCAAAGUAAGGAUUUCUUGUUUUCUGUUUGUCUUUUGUUUGUUCUACUUUUUCACUGGAUUUAAUUUUAUUAAUAAAAGUGUAUUUUAUUAAUUUUCUUCACUGGAGUGGACAUUGACUUCAUUUUCCAGAACCCAUCUAAGUUACCCUGUGUGGUAAAGUAUGCUCUAAUUUAUUCUUUUGCAAAAUACGUUCUUUAAAGACGAUCCUUAAACUAAACUCUGGCUAAGAAAUAUAGCUAAGGGAGGAUCCUGAUCUUAACUUUGUUUAAUUAGGGUGAUUAAAUAAAGGGAAAUCAGCACAGGAGACACUGGCUCGAGGGGGCGAAACAUCCAUUCCAAGUUCUAACUGACCACAAGAAUUUUAAAUAUAUCCAACAGGCCAAACGACUUAAUCCCCACCAAGCACAUUGGUCUCUAUUCUUUAACUGAUUCCACUUCACACUCACCUAUCGUCCAGGAUCUAAGAAUCUGAAACCUGAUGCACUGUCCCGAGUUUAUGUGAAGUCCCCGCAAGAGGACUGUAUCAGACCGAUUGUCCCCAGCUCUAAGAUAUUAGCCCCUAUCAGGUGGGAGCUGGAGGGUCUGAUAAGGAAGGCCCAAACUAAGGACCCAGAGCCAGGCGGUGGUCCUCCCAACUGUUUGUAUGUCCCUAGAGUUGUUCGAUCAAAAGUCCUCAUGUGGGGACACUUGUCACAGCUUACUUGCCAUCCGGGCUCUGCCCGCACCCUUGAAUUCUUGCAAAGACGAUUUUGGUGGCCAACCAUCAAGGAAGAUGUGAUGGCAUUUGUUAAGGCCUGCCCCACUUGCAACAAAAACAAAAGUUCCCAUGAGCCACCUUAGGGAUUUCUCCACCCACUCACCAUACCUCACAGACCAUGGUCUCAUAUAUCUAUGGAUUUUAUCACUGGACUCCCCCAUCCCAAGGAAACACCACUAUUUUAGUCAUAGUAGACCGAUUCUCAAAGGCCGCCCGCUUCAUUCCCCUGUCUAAACUUCCCACGGCCAAAGAGACAGCUGAACUAAUCAUGAACCAUGUGUUCGGAGUCUUUGGAAUUCCCCAGGACAUCGUCUCAGAUCGGGGACCUCAGUUUUCCUCCCGAUUCUGGUAAGCGUUCUGUCAAUCCCUAGGGACCACUACAAGCUUAUCCUCCGGUUUCCACCCAGAAUCAAAUGGACAAACAGAAAGACUCAACCAAGACCUCGAAACCACCCUUAGAUGCAUGACAGCAAACAAUCCCACCACUUGGUCUCAGUUCAUUAUGUGGGCUGAAUAUGCGCAUAACUCCCUGUGUUCAUCAGCUAUGGGCAUGUCCCCUUUUGAGUGCCAGUUUGGCUAUUCCCCCCAACUAUUUCCUGAACAGAAGGUGGAAGUAGCAGUCCCUUCGGCCCUCCAGUUUGUUAGACGCUGUCGCUGGACUUGGAAGAAGGCAUGUCUCAAACUUCUCAAAGUAUCCCAACAAUACCAACACCAGGCUAACCGCAGGCGCAGACCCGGCUCCCAAUCUGCGUCCGGGCCAAAGAGUCUGGCAUUCCACCAGGAGCAUUCUCCUACGGGUUGACUCCAUGAAACUAUCCCAGUAGUUCAUUGAACCAUUCAAGAUCGCCAGGAAAGUAAACCUAGUCACCUACAAAUUAUACUUGCCAAAAUCUUUAAAGAUAAACCCUACCUUCCAUGUGUCUUUACUUAAACCAGUUUUGUCUUCUCCUUUCUUUGUAGCAGGUAAACCUCCCCCUCCUCGUUUUGUUGGAGGGCAAGCAGUCUAUACAGUCCGCCGGAUACUGGACGUCCGUAAAGUACGCAAAACCCGACAGUAUCUCAUGGACUGGGAAGGCUAUGGCCCUGAGGAGCGUUCCUGGGUCCUUGCCAAGGACAUCCGUUAGAUCCGAGACUCAUUCGAGACUUUCACGCUCUUAAGAUGAAAUCACUCGGCAAGAACGUCAGGAGCCGUUCCUAGAGGGGGGGGGGCUGUCAGGGUUUUUGGUUAAUUUUUCAUGUAAUGUUUUUUAUUCACCAGUUUCAGUUUCACAUGUGCCUUAUUUAGUUGUUUGUAUAAAAGUAACCCUUUUUUCAUCUGUUCUUUGCUCGGUUAUUGUUGACCCAUGCCUGUCACCUACAGUGAGUUAUUCCUUCUUGUUAUUUAAGCUAGUUCUCUUGUAUCUAAUAUUUCUUGGAGUUUUUUGGAUUUUUUUCUGUUCAGAAGUUUUUGCCUGUCUGAGUUGAUGUACCUUUUGAAACGUGAAGUUUCCUGUUUUUGUUAACUGUUUUUUCAUCUUCCAUUGAAGAUUGUUUUUUGUUGCUAAUAAAAGUCCUCAAGGAAUCUGAAA
Messenger RNA from Danio rerio (zebrafish), 6811 nucleotides. The record is from RefSeq and is a predicted model, not a curated record. Lineage: Eukaryota; Metazoa; Chordata; Actinopteri; Cypriniformes; Danionidae.